GAAACGCAGAUCUACGCGAGACACAAUGUGUUUUCUAUUAUGUCUCAUAUACCUAAUCUUGUAAUUUAUGGACACUGUCAUAAUUCAGGUGUGAACCAGUAAGAGUACAAUUAACCAAUCACACGUCGAACUUUAUAUAAAGCGGUUAUUGAAGAUCAAGGCUUUCAUUAAAUUGGAGGCCAUGACACUACUUACACGCAGAAGAUAACAAAUAUGCUUCUCACCAAAAUUGUGAAGUUCUUGAUAUUAGUUGCAACGUGUGAGGCUAUGACGAUGAAACAGAUCAGGAAUACUGGUAAGAUGAUGAGAAAAACGUGCCAACCAAAGAAUAAUGUCGAAGACGAGAAAAUCGAUCCGAUUGCCGACGGUGUCUUCAUUGACGAGAAAGAAGUGAAAUGCUACAUGGCUUGUAUUAUGAAAAUGGCUAACACGAUCAAAAAUGGGAAAUUAAAUUAUGAUGCAGCCAUAAAACAGGCCGAUUUGUUGCUUCCUGAUGAUAUAAAGGAACCUGCUAAAGAAGCUAUUACUGCUUGCAGAAAAGUUGCGGAUGCCCACAAAGAUAUUUGCGAUGCGUCAUUUCACAUCACUAAAUGCAUCUACACACAAAAUCCUGGUAUAUUUUACUUUCCUUGACUUUUAGAUAUAACUCUGUAUUUGCUUUUUACUUAGAUCUAUAUUUAUUUGCUUUGUAUAAAUAAAUAUUAUUAUAAAUAAAAAAAAAUCUCUUAAUGAAAUAAAAUGUUUAUGCAAGAUAAAA
Messenger RNA from Spodoptera frugiperda (fall armyworm), 757 nucleotides. RefSeq names its product general odorant-binding protein 72-like. The transcript is spliced from 5 exons. The record is from RefSeq and is a predicted model, not a curated record. Gene Ontology annotation, molecular function: dibutyl phthalate binding; odorant binding. Gene Ontology annotation, biological process: sensory perception of smell; olfactory behavior. Bases 214 to 633 code for a protein of 139 amino acids. Gene Ontology annotation, cellular component: extracellular region. Lineage: Eukaryota; Metazoa; Arthropoda; Insecta; Lepidoptera; Noctuidae.